Messenger RNA from Prionailurus viverrinus (fishing cat), 929 nucleotides. RefSeq names its product zinc finger matrin-type 4 (gene ZMAT4). NCBI's taxonomy places the organism in Eukaryota, Metazoa, Chordata, Mammalia, Carnivora, Felidae. The transcript has 7 exons. The record is from RefSeq and is a predicted model, not a curated record. Gene Ontology annotation, molecular function: zinc ion binding; nucleic acid binding. Bases 130 to 819 code for a protein of 229 amino acids.
CCGAAAGGUCUGGUCGCAGAGACGGGAACGCGUAAUCCUCAGCGUGCUCCAUCCCGACAGCAUCGUUCCACGGCUCGGCAGGGCAGCGAGUCUCUGGCCAUCAGCCCCUCUGCUCCGCGGAAAAGCCUGAUGAAGUCCUCCGAUAUCGAUCAGGAUUUAUUUACAGACAGUUACUGCAAAGUGUGCAGUGCACAACUGAUAUCCGAAUCUCAGCGCGUGGCUCAUUAUGAGAGUCGAAAACAUGCAAGCAAAGUCCGACUGUAUUACAUGCUUCACCCCAGGGAUGGCGGGUGUCCUGCCAAGAGGCUCCGGUCAGAAAAUGGAAGUGAUGCUGAUAUGGUGGAUAAGAAUAAGUGCUGUACACUCUGUAACAUGUCCUUUACUUCGGCAGUGGUGGCUGACUCACAUUAUCAAGGCAAAAUCCAUGCCAAAAGGUUAAAACUGUUGCUAGGAGAGAAAACCCCAUUAAAGACAACAGCAACACCCCUGAACUCACUGAAGCCUCCGAGGGUGGACACUGCUCCAGUGGUCACAUCUCCUUAUCAAAGAAGAGAUUCAGACAGAUACUGUGGGCUCUGUGCAGCCUGGUUUAACAAUCCUCUGAUGGCCCAGCAACAUUAUGAUGGCAAGAAACACAAAAAGAACGCAGCAAGAGUUGCUCUAUUAGAACAGCUUGGGACAACUCUGGAUAUGGGGGAACUAAGAGGUCUGAGGCGCAAUUACAGAUGUACCAUCUGCAGUGUCUCUCUAAACUCCAUAGAACAGUAUCAUGCCCAUCUGAAAGGAUCUAAACACCAGACCAACCUGAAGAAUAAGUAGUGAAAACAUCAAUCAAGAGAUGAGAAAAAAAUGUCAGGAUUUCUCUGCCGUGGAGAAUUGCUUAUCAACUACCAGUGGAGGAUUCUCUCUUGAACAAUGAACAUUUCUUA